Molecule: messenger RNA, 1788 nt
Organism: Pungitius pungitius (ninespine stickleback)
Lineage: Eukaryota; Metazoa; Chordata; Actinopteri; Perciformes; Gasterosteidae
Gene: alg8
Product: ALG8 alpha-1,3-glucosyltransferase
Exons: 12
Coding region: 23-1612 (529 amino acids)
Biological process (GO): protein N-linked glycosylation
Cellular component (GO): endoplasmic reticulum membrane
Molecular function (GO): dolichyl pyrophosphate Glc1Man9GlcNAc2 alpha-1,3-glucosyltransferase activity
Source: RefSeq, a predicted model, not a curated record
UCAUUACGUCACUGUUACUGUCAUGGCCGCAGCGGACAGCUGGACGUGGUUUCCGGCGUUAGCGCUUGGCGUUUCUUUGCUGAAAUGUCUGUUCAUCAACGCGUAUCACUCCACAGACUUCGAGGUCCACAGGAACUGGUUGGCCAUCACUCACAGCCUGCCGGUGUCCCGGUGGUACCACGAGAACUCGUCGGUGUGGACCCUGGACUACCCGCCGCUGUUCGCCUGGUUCCAGUGGAGUCUGUCCCACGUGGCGCAGCACUUUGACAGCAACAUGCUGCGGGUGGAGAACCUGGACUACGUCAGCCCCGGUGCCGUGCUCUUCCAGAGGCUUUCUGUUGUCUUCACCGACGGGGUUUUCAUCUACGGGGCCAGAGAGUGCUGCAGGUGCGUUCAGGAGCCAAAAGAGCAACGGGACGUCCAGAGCCGCCCGUCCUUCGUCCUCGCCGUCCUGCUGCUGUGGAACUUCGGCCUCCUCGUGGUCGACCACCUUCACUUCCAGUACAACGGCUUCCUGUUCGGCGUCCUGCUCCUCUCGCUGGCUAAACACCUGCAGCAUCGACACCUUCAGGGGGCGCUGCUGUUCUCCAUCCUGCUCAACCUGAAGCACAUCUACCUGUACAUGGCCCCCGCCUACGGAGUCUACCUGCUGAGGAGCUACUGCUUCAUCCAGGACCACCGAGGUACCCCCAACAGAGAACUGUGUGCAGACGGCUCCGUCGGGUGGAGGAGCUUCAGGCCGCUCCGCCUGCUGGCUCUGGGCUCCAUCGUCACCUCCGUCUGCGCUCUGUCCUUUGGUCCUUUCAUCGCUAUGGGUCAGCUCCCCCAGGUGCUGUCGCGUCUCUUCCCCUUUAAAAGGGGCCUCUGUCACGCCUACUGGGCCCCGAACUUCUGGUCCCUGUACAACGUGCUGGACAAGAGCCUGGCCACGCUGGGUGUCCGUCUGAACCUGCUGGAGGAGGCGGAGCUUCCUCGAGCCUCCAUGACGGGCGGUUUGGUUCAAGAGUUCCAUCACGCUGUCCUCCCCUCCGUCACCCCCUCCGUCACCCUGGUGUGCAGCCUGCUCUCCAUCCUGCCGGCGCUGCUGUCCCUGUGGGGGGGGCCACGGGGGCCUCCAGCCUUCCUGCGCGUGCUGCUCAUCUGCUCGCUGGGCUCCUUCCUGUUCGGCUGGCACGUCCACGAGAAGGCCGUCCUGCUCGCCAUCCUGCCCCUCAGCAUCCUGGCCGUGCAGAACAGAGAGGAUGCUGGGACUUUCCUGGUUCUGACCACCACGGGUCACUACUCUCUGUUCCCGCUGCUCUUCACCCCCGCAGAGUUUCCCAUCAAAGUUCUUCUGAUGCUGAUGUUUACGAUCUACUCUUUCACUGCUUUGAGGAAACUUCACAGUGGUCAGGGGCGUCUGCUCCAUCCUCUGGAGUCCGCCUACCUGCUGGGACUCAUCGCCGUGGCGAUCACCUGCGAAGUGGUGUUCCCCCUGUCGCCGUGGCAACAGAGGCUGCCCUUCCUCCCCCUGCUGGUGACCUCUGUGUACUGCUCCGUGGGAGUUUGUCACUCCUUCCUGCGCCUGUACGUGAGUCUGCUGAGGCCGCAGGAGAAGCCCAAACAGCUGUGAGAGGUCAACAAAGAACCUCCAUCCUGCUCAUGAGCCCCUGAGCAAGGCACUAAGUCACUGACUGAACAAUCGGAUCACAUGACGUCAUCAUCAUUAACAAAUAAACAUCUGUGUGACCAAAACGUAACUGAAAGUUGUUUAUUUUUCUAUGUUUUUAAAUAAAGGAUUUCAUCCCA